CGGUCCGACCCGAUCUCUUCUUCCUUCUUCUCUCAACGCUCUUCCCCUUUGCCUUCGGUUCCUCCUCCGGAUUCUGUCCUUGCAUCGCAGGGACCUGGCAGGGCUGUUCAUCCGAGGGGAGGUGAUGAUGCUGCAGGAGUUCGUGCACAACGUCAUCGCCGUCAUCAAGGAGUCUGUGAAGACAUUCACAUAUGAGACGUUGAAUAACAUUGCGAGGUUGAUAAAUGGAAUAUCAGCACUCUUAUUGACGCUGAUACCAGGAAAGGCCAACAUUUUAGAAGGCGUCAGUGGCUGGGAACUUAGGCCAGCAUUUCGCGGGCCACGUCUUCCCCGUUGGAUGGAAAGUGGGGUCUCUUCAUUUAAUGAGUUCGUCCACGAACUUUCUGCCGAUUCUGAUUCUGAAUCAGUUGCUGACUCUAUCCCUGGGGAUGAUGACAAUGAAGAAUUUGUCUGCCCACCUUCUCCAUUGUCCCAAAGUUCACGAUUAUCACGCACAAGCAGCUUUAGUAGACAUGACCGUCGAUUAAGAAGGUCUAUCAAAUAUGGAGUUUCCUGGAUUAUUUGGCCUGUAAGAUUCUUCCUUUCAUUACUGUUCAUCGUGUUCAAUGCUGUCAAAUAUCGGAUAUCAAGGACAUCUGCUAAAGCCCCUGAGAGCCCCCAUCUAUCAAGGAGCAUAUCUGCCAAAAAACCAAUUCACAUGAAGGAUCAAGUCCUACAACGGACAACUGAUAGGAGGCGUGGAGUUUUUGAGGAUGUCCAUCUGGCAAUUGAGAUUUUCAUUGAAUCAAUUUUUGAUGUUGUUCAUAAAGGAGCACAUUAUGUUCUUUCUCCUUCUGAGGUGUGGCAGAAGUUAUUUUGCUGGAUUCGUGGAAACAGGAUUGGUCACAGUAGUUCAGUUGUUGAUGUACCAACAGCUAACAUUGGCAGUGAUAAUCCUGUUCCAACUGAAAGGAAGACCGUAUACCGUCAUGCAUUGAACACAGAUUCUCGGACAUGUGAAGAUGUUAUAACUGAACUGGGGUAUCCUUUUGAGGCUAUAAAGGUAGUAACUUCAGAUGGAUAUGUCCUGCUGCUGGAGAGAAUCCCCAGGCGUGAUUCACGGAAGGUUGUGUUGUUACAACAUGGAGUACUGGACUCGUCUAUGGGUUGGGUGUCGAAUGGUGUUGUUGGGUCACCUGCAUUUGCAGCUUAUGAUCAAGGUUAUGAUGUUUUCCUGGGGAAUCUCCGUGGUUUGGUUUCAAGAGAGCAUAUAGAUAAAAAUCUUUCUUCCUCCAAAUACUGGAAAUAUUCUAUUAAUGAGCAUGGAACCAAAGAUAUGCCAGCAAUAAUCGAGGAAAUUCACAAGAUUAAAACUUCAGAACUUGGCAAAAGUGGGAAUCUAGGUGGAGAGGAAACUGAAGAUCAGAACUAUAACAUAAAAAAUUCAGAGAUACAGGCUUCACAGGAUGAUGUGACAGAAGAUCAGCCUUAUAAGCUUUGUGUUGUCUGCCACAGCCUGGGUGGUGCAGUUAUGUUGAUGUAUGUGGUGACAUCAAGGCUUGCACAGAAGCCCCACAGGUUGUCGAGACUGGUCUUGCUUUCUCCUGCUGGUUUUCAUGAGGAUUCGAAUGUGGUGUUCAGUAUGGUGGAGAAGAUCAUCCUGUUUGUUGGCCCAGUACUUGCUCCACUUGUACCUGGGCUGUACAUACCAACUCGAUUCUUCAGGAUGCUUCUGAACAAAUUAGCUAGAGAUUUCCACAACUAUCCAGCUUUGGGCGGUCUCGUCCAAACCCUUAUGGGGUAUGUUGUUGGCGGCGACAGUUCAAACUGGGUGGGGGUACUUGGGUUGCCUCACUACAAUAUGGAUGACAUGCCUGGUGUAUCGUUUCAUGUAGUACUUCACCUUGCACAGAUAAAGAGGACGAAAAGAUUCCAAAUGUAUGACUAUGGAAGUGCUGCGGCAAACAUGGAAGUGUAUGGAACACCAAAACCGUUAGACCUGGGAGCUCACUACGGUCUCAUUGACAUCCCCAUGGACUUGGUCGCUGGGCAAAGGGAUAGAGUUAUCUCACCAACAAUGGUGAAGAAGCACUACAAGUUGAUGCGGAGGGCUGGUGUAGAGGUCUCCUACAAUGAAUUCGAGUAUGCUCAUUUGGACUUCACAUUCUCACACAGGGAGGAGCUGUUGUCCUAUGUUAUGUCCCGCCUACUCUUGGCAGCUGAUGCCGGUAAAGGCCGCAUCAAGCAGACCACUGUGCGACUUCGGAAGCCGAGGAGAGUUGAGUCAGAAAUCGAGAACGACUCUGCCAUGGAGUAUGGAAGCAUAGAUGAAGGGAUACCUGGUGGAACAAAUGGGCAUCGCGAGUGAUAUGUUACUUUCUAAGUAGCUGUUGUUGUACGUUAGGUUGUGCAUAGGAGUAUAGGACACGUCGGCCUCUGCAUACUUCUACACCACAUAGAAGAAGAUCUGGGGAUGGAUAAUGCACGGUUUUAAGGUUUCAUGUUUGAUGGGGAUUAGUUUUUUUUAUCCUUGUCGGAAACCAGACUGGUAUAUAUGUAUAGGUGCUGUUUAUUUGCUGCCUGACGGGAACGCAGGAAGAAGCUUUUUCCGAGAGGAACACGGGAAGCUCUUGUGCUAAAUUAAAGGAAAAGGAGAUGUUUGUACUA
Molecule: messenger RNA, 2646 nt
Organism: Lolium rigidum
Lineage: Eukaryota; Viridiplantae; Streptophyta; Magnoliopsida; Poales; Poaceae
Exons: 9
Coding region: 125-2347 (740 amino acids)
Biological process (GO): lipid metabolic process
Source: RefSeq, a predicted model, not a curated record